CGGAUGUGAACCGAGCACCGUGCAAAAAGCCGAUCCGGGAGAAGCGCUUAAACACAAACGCUAGCAUGGAGGAUUUCUCAGAAGAGCACUGCCACAUGAACUUGGCAUUUGUUUCAACAAAUGAUGGAAGAAAACAUUAACUAACGUCCAUUUCACCUAAAGAAGUGGGUCAGUAGUUGGACUCUUCACUGACAAAGCAGCCCGUUUGUUCCUUGAGUCCCCAUUCACCUGCUGGCUUAGCAGUUUAGAGCCACUUAAAACUUCUUCCUGGGACCUGGGUGCUCUUGCCGCGCUCUCCUGCUGUCAAAGCUGGUGAUGUCAAGAGUACCGAGUCCUCCUCCCCCCGCGGAAAUGUCAAGCGGGCCCGUGGCUGAGAGCUGGUGUUACACUCAGAUUAAAGUCGUAAAGUUCUCCUACAUGUGGACAAUCAACAAUUUCAGCUUCUGCCGUGAGGAAAUGGGUGAAGUCAUCAAGAGCUCAACAUUCUCCUCUGGAGCCAACGACAAGCUUAAAUGGUGUUUGCGAGUGAACCCCAAGGGCCUGGAUGAGGAGAGCAAAGACUACCUGUCCCUGUAUUUGCUCCUGGUCAGCUGUCCAAAGGCGGAAGUCCGUGCCAAAUUUAAGUUCUCCAUCCUCAAUGCCAAGGGAGAGGAGACCAAAGCCAUGGAGAGCCAGAGGGCCUACCGCUUCGUUCAGGGCAAGGACUGGGGCUUCAAGAAGUUCAUCCGCCGAGAUUUCCUGCUGGAUGAGGCCAACGGGCUGCUCCCUGAUGACAAGCUCACCCUCUUCUGUGAGGUGAGUGUCGUCCAGGACUCUGUCAACAUCUCGGGUCAGAACACCAUGAACAUGGUGAAGGUACCUGACUGCCGGCUAGCGGACGAGCUGGGCGGGCUGUGGGAGAACUCGCGCUUCACCGAUUGCUCUCUGUGCGUGGCUGGCCAGGAGUUCCAGGCUCACAAGGCAAUCCUAGCAGCUCGCUCACCUGUCUUCAGCGCCAUGUUCGAGCACGAGAUGGAGGAGAGCAAGAAGAACCGUGUGGAGAUCAACGAUGUGGAGCCAGAGGUUUUCAAAGAGAUGAUGUGCUUCAUCUACACUGGCAAGGCACCCAACCUUGACAAAAUGGCUGAUGACCUGCUAGCUGCAGCAGACAAGUAUGCUCUGGAGCGCCUGAAGGUCAUGUGCGAGGACGCCUUGUGCAACAGCCUGUCGGUGGAGAACGCAGCGGAGAUCCUCAUCCUGGCCGACCUCCACAGCGCCGACCAGCUAAAGACGCAGGCCGUCGAUUUCAUCAACUAUCACGCAGCCGAGGUGAUGGAGACCACUAGUUGGAAGUCCAUGGUAGCCUCGCACCCCCACCUGGUGGCUGAAGCCUACCGGUCCCUGGCCUCCGCACAGUGCCCCUUCCUGGGCCCCCCACGGAAGCGACUGAAGCAAUCAUAGUGAUUACUGUCACCUCAUUGGACCAUUCGCCCACCCACCAACUCCUUACAACCAAUCGAUCUGUUGACUCCGCCCCCAGCCCCCACACACACCAAUUCCAAUAUUAUACAAGGGGAACAUGAACCAGGAUGAGAGCGACAGCAUCAAAAGCCGACUCCACCAGUGCGACUCCCUGCAUUUCCAGGCCUGACAGCUGCCGGUUGUGCCUUUGCUGCACGGAGCAAGAUGACCGAAGGAGAACCAACCAGUGGCUGGCAUGGCGGCCAGGGGACUUUCAGCAAAAAAAAACAAAACAAAAAAAAAAGACGGGUAUAUCGCCAUAUUUGCAGCAUCUAAAACUGAAUAUGAUUACUUAUUUAUAUGAUCUUUUAAGACAUUUCAUGAACACUUUAGUCCCUUGUGUUUCCCUUUUUCAUAAUUAGCCAAUAAUGGACGUCAAUAACAAUACUGGUUGUUUAUGUGGAAGUUUCAGUGUUUUAAGUGUGAAACGAGGUGGAGAAAAGUGCUCUUUUGUAGGGGACCGAAAACUUGGAUGAAACAAGUUUCAGGAGAUACUAGCCUUAGACGUUCCUCAAAAUAGACAAGUAGAGCGCUGUUAUUUAUGUUAAAUAGUAAACACAUAUAAGAAUUGCACUAAUUUCCAUGUUUGCCCAGGUCUCAGCUGUGUGUAUUCAGCGACUGUAAUUGCAGAGUGCUCUAAAACCACACAGAGGCUCUACAGCUUCAAGGAUCCCAUAACAGAAAUGGUGUUCGGGAAGAAGUAUGCAAGGAUGUAUUUGGUUUACUUAGCUAGAGCUCUGUUUGGCUUGGGAUAGUAGGUCAGAGAAUUUGUAUAUCUAUAAAAUAAGAUGACUUGUUGGAAAUUGUAAUUUUUGUGAAAUAUUUGUAAUUUGAUUUUUUUAUAAACUUAUUUUUUUUCCUCUCCUAGCACUUGUGUAGGUUUCUUUGAAAAAGAAAAAUGGAAAAGGAGAGUGUCAAAAUAAGAAAGGAGGGGGGGUGUUCAGAUGUUUGUCAUGUCAUAUGUUGUUCAUUUUGCCCUCUUUUUUUUUCUUUUUUGGAGUUAGAGGAAAGAAAACAUUUUUUAGCAGUUUGUAAAUUAUCAGUGUUUUAUAAAAUGUGUGAAGAAACCUUUUCAUCCUUGAAUUAAUGAGAAAUGCAAGUUUUUAGUUUGGAGAAAAUGAACUGAAUGAACACGUUUUAAUGUUCGAAAUAUCCAAGCUAUUUAUUUAAGAAAAGUACAAAAAAAUCGCCAUCUGAUGUUGCUCCUCCGUUUCUUUUUCUUUAGACGUUAGAUGGGACAUUGAAAUAGUUGUCAAAAAUGUUUUGUUCCUAAAGGAAUAAAUUGCAACUAUUUUGUAUGUUA
This is a messenger RNA of Paramormyrops kingsleyae, 2803 nucleotides long. Its product is annotated as speckle-type POZ protein-like. Gene Ontology annotation, molecular function: protein binding. NCBI's taxonomy places the organism in Eukaryota, Metazoa, Chordata, Actinopteri, Osteoglossiformes, Mormyridae. The record is from RefSeq and is a predicted model, not a curated record.